Messenger RNA from Penicillium lagena, 270 nucleotides. It is a transcript of the gene phoD, whose product is annotated as phosphate:H+ symporter. The record is from RefSeq and is a predicted model, not a curated record. The transcript is spliced from 2 exons. NCBI's taxonomy places the organism in Eukaryota, Fungi, Ascomycota, Eurotiomycetes, Eurotiales, Aspergillaceae. The coding region runs from base 1 to 270 and encodes 89 amino acids.
AUGCUGGGUGUUGUUUUCUGGCAGGGUGCUGCAUCGGGCCCUGGCAAGAUCCCCUCCAGCUCGGACACUGCCAUCAAGGUUGCUACUUCGGGCGGCACGGGCAUGUACGGUAUCGAGCUUAUGAUCAUUACUCUCGUUACCCUCGCCCAGGCACUUUCUUCGAGCUCCCGCGCUGUUUCGAUCACUGGUCUGCUCAUCUUCUGGCGCAGUAUCAUGGGCAUUGGCAUCGGUGGUGACUGUCCCCUCUCAUCAAUCAUUACUUCGGAGUAA